UAUUUCAUUUGUACCGAUCCAAAGAGCUCAUUUCAAUUUCACCCCAAUUCAGAUCGAGAUCCAGAGGAAAAAACCCUAAUUUUGUUUUCAGAUCCAAAAUGGACGCUCUCGAUACUGUUUUCGAUCCUCUUAGAGAUUUCGCCAAAGACAGCGUUAGGCUCGUCAAAAGGUGCCACAAGCCUGAUCGCAAAGAAUUUACCAAGGUUGCAACCCGUACGGCGAUCGGUUUUGUUGUGAUGGGAUUUGUUGGAUUUUUCGUCAAGUUGAUAUUCAUUCCAAUCAACAACAUCAUCGUUGGUGCUUCAUAAGUGGCAUCAUGAAGUAGAAGUACAACUGGAGAUGUAGAGCAAGAGAUAAAAAGUGGUGCAAAUUCUUAGUUUCAUAUUGUAAUCCGUAGCAGUUGGUAUACCAUGUAGUCUUAUUUCUGAACCGCCUAGUUAAUGUGGACUUUGUCAUCUGAGUUGUCCCCCUCAGCUCGCAUUCCCCCCUCACCCAAUCCGUUUUCAGAUUUUGUAAACUUUGCUGUUGAUGUCAAGACAUCCUUUUUUUAAUUAUACUUUUUUCA
Solanum stenotomum is the source of this 565-nucleotide messenger RNA. RefSeq names its product protein transport protein Sec61 subunit gamma-1-like. Gene Ontology annotation, biological process: protein targeting; post-translational protein targeting to membrane, translocation. Gene Ontology annotation, cellular component: membrane; Ssh1 translocon complex. Gene Ontology annotation, molecular function: transmembrane protein transporter activity. NCBI's taxonomy places the organism in Eukaryota, Viridiplantae, Streptophyta, Magnoliopsida, Solanales, Solanaceae. The record is from RefSeq and is a predicted model, not a curated record. The transcript has 3 exons. Bases 99 to 308 code for a protein of 69 amino acids.